ACGAUGAGGACGCACCUACCUGAUUUCUCGUGCUCUGCGUUUCUCGCUGGCUGCGCGGCCGUACUGGUUCUUGUCUCCCCUCUCCUCCCGCUAUGGGGUGAAAACCCGAGACACCAGAAACCUGAACAGAGAACGUUAAUCGUUACAUUUUUUAAGUUUGUUUUUCUCAGAAAAAAAGCAGAGUAAGAGAGAGGGCCUGCUCUGCAAUGGCUCCGAGAGGGAGGCAUCGGAAGGUGGGUCUCACGCGAAUGGACGCUGCGCUUGACGCUAUGAUUCCCUAUGGAUUUUCCAAAGAAUUAAUUCGUAGAACGGUCAAAGAACUCUUGAAGUUUUUACGAGGAAUUAGGGUUUUUGUCUGCUUUCAGGUGUAUGGCGCGGAAGGGUGGAUCUUCAUCGAGGACGGUUCGUAUAAUCUCCUGAUCGAGACCAUUCUUCAAAAACAAGAUAAUUGUGGAGAAGAGAAAGAUGCACUGAAGGAUGAAACAUCAGAAGAUGAAGUGAGAGGUGUGUAUAUUGCUGAACCAUCUGCUACUGGAUCCGUAAGUGGAACUCCUGAAAAUGAAAGCUUUAAUCCGGAGAUUGUCAACACUGACUCACACAUGGAUGAAACAGGACAGGACCUUCUUCCCCAGGCUGAAGGAGAUCGAACUGCUUGGAAAGACAUGGAUUUGGGUCAACAUUCUAGUCCAGAACGGGUGGACAAUGCUUUUAGGGACAAUGAUGGGAACUCGAACAGUGGAAUAAACAUUGAGAACAAUCUGUUCCAGGAGAAAGGAGAGGGCCAUUCUCUAUCAGCUAAAGGAGGAGAAAAAGCCUGGAACAAUCGCCUCCCCUCACCUGAAAAUGUGAUCAACUCCCCAUUCCCAAUGAAAAAUGUCCCAGUUCGGAAGCGUGGACCGUGCCAUGGGUGGAUCGGUAAAGAUGAAGAUAAUGACGUAUUUCUGGAGUUAGCACCAGCCACACUGCCAGAAGAAUUGAAAGUUUUGAUUGCUGGGACUAGCAUGAAGAGGGAACAAAGAUCACGGUGGGAUAUGAGGCCCAAUGGUACUUAAGCCUCCCUUCUUCUCUGCAUGUGCAUUCUUGCUCUGGAUAUUGUAGUUGUUUCAUAUUAUAUGGCACUGCUGCUAGUGGCGCUUGGAUGGUAAUUUUUUUGAUGAAUCCUUGCGUGUGCAGUUCAUGUUUGUUGUAUGGUAGACCUAGGUUUACUUUUGUAAACCUAGUGGUGCUGAGAUGUACCAUUUAUACUUUUCUGAUCUACCCUCUCUCCAAUUCUCUUUGAGACCCUCUUGUGGAAAUUGGAUCAUCUGUGCAUGAGCUUUUAUAUAUAGUAUUAGGAGCGUAGUGUUUAUUGUUA
Messenger RNA from Malania oleifera, 1354 nucleotides. RefSeq lists its product as uncharacterized. The record is from RefSeq and is a predicted model, not a curated record. Bases 207 to 1052 code for a protein of 281 amino acids. The transcript has 6 exons. NCBI's taxonomy places the organism in Eukaryota, Viridiplantae, Streptophyta, Magnoliopsida, Santalales, Ximeniaceae.